CUGAGUAAAUUAUAACCCCGACCUCGCCACGGAAAAUGCUCGAAAACUCUAGUCGUGAUGCGCGUACACGGACGCGCGGCCUUGUCUUAUUCAGCCAUCCGUCCGUUCUCUAUAAAAGCCAUGUCCGCCCUCUCGUUGUUUCCAGCAUUCCCCCAUCUUAUCGACAACCAUGUUCGCCUACAGUACUCCCAAAUUCUACCUUACUCAGUCCGAGUCGCUCAGUCCCAGAGACAAGUAUUUCGCUGCCCUUGUCAAGGCCAAAGAAGCUGAAGAGGAAUACUUGUCUGCUGAAGCUGUUGUUGAAUACGAGGAGUUCGCCCUUCGCCGUCGUCUCAAGGAAUUAGAGCUUCAGAAACGUCGGUUCCACGGCAUCGAGUGUUAUCCUUCGUAUAGAUCUUCUGAUCGUUUUUCCCGACUACGCCUUCAGCUUGAGGAAGAGGAGCAUUUUAAGGCGCUGGAGGACCAGGUCUUGGCCCGGGCUGCCCUUGCCCUGAAGAGAGAGCAAGAGAACAAGGUCCGCCUUGAGGCUCAGGAGGAGGCUGUGGCUCGUGCCAUGCUUGUUCUGAAGCGCGAGCGCGAACAACGCAAGUUUAUUGCCUUGGAGGAGAAAAGAAAAGCUCUGGAAUCACAGAGAGCUCGCCACGGUGCUCAGCAAGCUAGGAAUGUCGCGUUCAUCCGGCAGUCGCGUCCUAAUUACUCAUUGUUCGACCCUGAUACCGUUUUCCUCGAGGAGCCCAAGAAGUCUCUAUCGUUUGGAGACUACACCAACGUUGCGGCUGCCCUUGCCGCAAAGGAAGAAUCCUCUAGGCAUUGUUCUCGUGUCGGGAAGGUUCAAGUCAACCGCGAUGAUGCCAGAAAACCUCCUUCUAGCGUUGCAGGUGGGUCCUCCCGCGCCAACAAUAUCGACAAAGCGUCUGCACCCAAUGCCAUUGUUGAGUUGUUAAAGGCCAUUCUCGGUGACGCGGUCGAAGUGAAGACAUCCCCCGUGGAGUCUUCUUCGUCAGCUCCAUCUACCUCCAACUCUAUCGAGAUUGUUCCCCAAUCCAAGACAUCUGAUGUCAGGUCGCAGCAGUCUUCGUAUACCAGCGUUGAAGAAUGCUUGAAUGCAGCGCUCGACCAUGUUGCGCAGAAAGUAGAAGCAACAGCAUCUCGUGCAGCUCCUACGAUAUGCGUGUCUCAACCUGCGGAGAAGAAAAUCUCCACAAUAGAAUCUUCUUUGAAGGCCGAGCUCGAAGCGCGCUUGAACAACGACCAGUCCAACGAAAUCAAGGACACCAUCCGCGCCAUCUUCGCAUCACUCAAGGAUGAACAUUGGAACGCUUCUUCGUUAUCGAAUAUUAAAGGCAAGGAGAAGACUCAUCCCAUCAGCACCGAGGACGCCACCUCCAAAGACGUUGUAUCAUCCAUGGAAGCUGUCAGGAAUGUUGAAGCGGCCUUCCGCACCCUCGAGUCGGAGUUCGUCUUCCCUGCCCAGCUAGACUUCACCCCCGCUCUAUCUCCAGCCUCGUCGGACUCUGAGUUGUCUCCUACAGGGAGAUUGGCCUACACCUCACGUAACGCGCCCGUGCGGUAUUAUGAACAGUCACUGAGCGGGCUGCUGGCUCAGUUGGAUUCGGUGGAAAGCUUCGGGGACGAAGCAUUGAGAAGUGUUAGGAAGGAGGUCGUUGGAAGGGUGGAGAGUGCGCUGGAAGAGCUGGAAAGAGAGGUUGAUGGUCGAUGGCGCAGUAAAACUGCUAAGGAGGGCAAGGUAGCAGAAGAGCAAAGCGUCGUUAAUGCUCAAGCUGCUGAACAGAAGGUGAUUCCUGAAUUUGCCUCACAGGUCACGGCACCGAAGGACAAUGGACCUGUUUUGGUUGAUACUCCAACUCCUGCUGAAGUCGUUGCCGUUCACGAGGAUGACACCGUGGCUACCGACGUGAUUCUUUCGGAAACGGCCGUCGUUCCAUCUCAGCCUGAACCAACUGAAUUGCUUGUCUCUGGCGUUGUUUCCGUGUCAACUGAUAAGGGUAGCCUCAUCAAAGAUGAGGAACUGGAGCAAGCAUCCGUCUACCCGCCCCCAUCCGUCUAUCCUCCUUCCUCGACUUCUAUUGACACAAUUCGACCGUAUGACGUCGAGUCCCAGUCUUCUGAGGAUCCUCGAGAGACCUUCCUCUUCUCAGAGGAGAACUCCGCGGACAAGGAGACUAGCAUGAAGAAGAAGGUAGAUGACGAUACGGGAAGUGAUUGGUCGGAGGUCGAAGCAUAAACCCCUGCAUUGAUGAAACUGGACUCAUAGUACAUAUGUAUUUUCUUAUUUUCUACUCCGGAUCUGUAUUUGCUAUAGUACAUUUAAAUAAUUUUAUUAACAUUAAGGUUCCCUGAC
Molecule: messenger RNA, 2362 nt
Organism: Guyanagaster necrorhizus
Lineage: Eukaryota; Fungi; Basidiomycota; Agaricomycetes; Agaricales; Physalacriaceae
Exons: 4
Coding region: 170-2245 (691 amino acids)
Molecular function (GO): protein-folding chaperone binding
Source: RefSeq, a predicted model, not a curated record